CGACUAUCAAGUCGGCCAGACGUGCGAAGGGAGUGUGCCAUCGAGUGAAUCUUCAUUGCAAUCACAAUCACAUUUCACUUCUCUCGAUUUUUUAUCUCCUUUCUUUAUUUUUCAUUCGUAAACUCUUUCGCCUCCCUUAAUUGUUCAUCUCACUCCUUCUCAUCUCUCCCCACUCUUUCGACUCUUCCAUCCCCUUUUUCCCUUUUCUUUGUCCCUCUCUCCUCUCUUUCGGUGUCUAGUUUCUACCAGUUGAAUCCUUUUCCCAACCAACGAGGAUCGAUUCACGGAGCCUCACUUUGACGUUCGACUUGGGCCUCGCUCGCCGCCGCCGAGUCCAGUCUCGGGACAGCCUUUGCUGCAAAUAGUCGAGGAUUCGCACAUUCAGGGAUCAUAUAAUGGUCACACUGAACAGGAAGUGGCUGGAAAGCUGACCAGCAGGACUUUUAGGGAACCUCUAUUUUUUAAUUAAUUUAAUUUAUCCGCUGAUUAAUCAAAAGUGUGCGAAAGAAAUUUAACAAAGUGUUUGUCAUCGUAAUUCCUCAAGCAUGGAUCCUUACUCAUUCAGUGUUGAACGCGAAGCGUCUAAAAAUAUUGAAGAAAACGAAAGGGAGUGUUUCAAAGAUGCCAUUGUGUCCAGCAGAAGUCUCAACAAAGGAUUCGUCGAACCAACGAGGAUCAAAAAUGCAUUUCCUGAGAUCUGCGCCUGCAUUAUUGCAGCUUCCUUCCACAUUGCUGUGGGUCUCAGUAUGGCAUACUCAGCCGUAAUAAUUCCAGUUUUACGAGGAUCGGAGAACUCAACUGAAACCAAUUCAAGUCUAACCAAUGAAAAUGCAACGUUUCAGGAAUUACAUGCCUCCAAAGAACAGUGUUCCUGGAUAGCCAGUAUUGUGAUCCUCUGUACACCAUUGGGUGCCUUCAUAGGAAGUUUUCUGAUGGAAUCUCUGGGUCGAAUCAGAACUCUUCAAAUUGGAGUGAUUCCCUGUGUGGCAGGAUAUAUCUUGAUAGCUUCGGCCCAAAACCUUCCAAUGAUUUUCUUCGGUCGAGUCUUGGCGGGAUUAGCAACAGCUUUAGCAACAUCCCCAGCAAUUGUCUACAUAACUGAGGUUGCGAGGCCAGAAUUAAGAGGCGCCUUGAUGUCCUUUGGACCCACUUUGGCCUCCUUUGGAAUGCUUCUUGCAUACCUAAUGGGUGCUUUCGUUUCGUGGAGACUCGUCGCUUGGUUCAGCAUCAUUUUCGCAGUCUUUCCUCUUUUUCUCAUCCAAAUUGUCGUCCCGGAGUCUCCUGUCUGGUUAGUGUCGAAAGGCAGAUUCGAGGAUGCGAGAAAAAGUUUAGAAUGGUUUUACAGAUUGGAAGAACCUGGAAAAGUGGCUGCGGGACUCGAAGCACAAUUUACGACGAUUAUGAAGGAAAAUGAGAUAAGAUUGAGUGAUCAACGGAGAAGUAAACAUGGAGGUUUUUCUACAAAAUUAAGGGCUUUUCUAAAACCGACAGGGUGGAAACCUAUGUUCAUUCUAUUCAUGUUCUUCCUUUUUCAACAAUUCUCGGGAAUUUAUAUCACUCUUUUCUACGCGGUCAACUGGUUUGAUGGUGUCCAAGUUGAUGCAUACGUAGCUUCAAUUUUGGUGGGAUUGACAAGAUUUUUAUGCUCAAUGGUCAACACAGUUCUUCUUCGACGUUGCAAAAGACGCGUUCUUUGCAUUAUUUCCGGCUUCGGUAUGGCCAUCUGUAUGUCAGUGUCUGGCUAUUUCAAAAUGAAAAUUGAAGAGGGAAGCACUGAAGGGAAUUGGGUACCAGUUCUUUGUCUUCUAUUGUAUGUUUGCACAUCGAUGAUUGGAAUGUUGACUAUUCCCUGGACAAUGACUGCGGAACUUUUUCCGACCGAAAUCCGUCACAUUGCCCAUUCGAUCAGUUAUUCCAUGGCAAAUAUGCUCAUGUUUGGGGCAGUACAAAGUUAUUUUGGACUAAUAGAAUUCCUGGGAGCUCCCCAUCGUCUUCACUGGUUCUUUGCCGGCGUUUCUCUCGGCGCGGCCGUUUUCGUCUGGCUCCUGCUUCCAGAAACCCACGGGAAAAAGCUUUCCGAAAUCGAAGAAUACUUCCACAACAAUUUCAUCGCGGCUGGAUCCGAAUCGAAAGAAAGACGUCGACGCUUGAAAAGAAGAACUCAGCAAAAAGCCAAAGCUGCUGCAAAGGAACCUCUGAACUCCAGAGCAGCCCAGCCUGUUUAAUCUCUCCUCGCUCCUUACAAAUCUCAAUGUCAGAGGCUAGUGUAAUUUUUAAUCUCCAACUAUCAACAACAGUUGUUGAAAAAUGUUGCAAUUCAAAUUUCGCGCCAACUAACGCCACACUCAAACAUAACCUCUGAUUUCCAAGUAAUUUGGCGCGAAGUUUAAAUUUGCAUUUUAAUUGUUCAAGUCGAGAAAGGAAAAACUGCGAAGCGACAAGUGAAAAAAUUUUUUUGACCCAUUAUGAAAAAUGUAGCGUAGGACAUGAAUGGACCGAAACUGACUGUGAUGAGAAUGUUGAUCUGGAAAGUUGGCGCUUCACAGUUUUUGAGGCCAUGAUUAUUAUGCACUUUCACUUGAUCAUCAGUUAACUUGACUGCGUCGAGCGCUGACGGGGAAACAAUUACAUACAAAGGACUCAAUGUUAUUUUUAUAGUAUAUUGAUGAUAAAUAUCAAUAUUUAUCAUUUUAUUAUUUCAAUAAAUUAACUUUUUAAUGAAAUAAGGGUUAUUCGUAUGCAUUUGGACCGUUGCUUUUCCCUUAACAAUCGACGAAGUGACGUUGGCUGGCGAUUAGGUGAAAAUACCUGAUAAACAACGAUUCGGAAAGUAAAAGUAGUUAAGGUUGUACUUAGCAUCGAGAUUUUCAUGCUUAAAAAAAUCUGAAUGUGCCUUUCUAUUUUUUGUAAUUUUACUUUAGUGUAGAGAAGAAUAGUAUUAUAAUUUUAGAAUUAAUUUCUUGCGAUAGAUUUUUCAAGAAUACUCGCUAAGAUUUUGUGUAGAAGAAUUAAUGAAAUUUGGACUACUUGAUUGCUUAGAAUUUUAUAGACCGUUUUUACCAUGUUUUAAUUUAUAAUUAAGUAUUUAAACGACGUUUCGGAAUGUAUACGACGCUAAAUGAUGUAUGAUACUUGAAGGUUUCAAAUUGUAUGUUUGUACGUGUCUCUAAUUUCCAGUAAACCAUGCCAUUGUUAACCAGGGUAUUAUUAAAUGCUACGUUUGUGAUACAAUUUGCUUCUUAUUCGAAAUCCACACAAAUUGUGGUAUGGAGACAAGAGUGAUCUACUUCAAUAUUUCGUUAUAGUAAUUCUACAGUUAUACCGAUGCGAUAUUUGUAUAUUGAAUUUUAAAGUGUAAUCAGAUACCCAAUUAUAGCCACAUUUUUCUAAUAAACUCUAAUCAUUAUUUCA
This is a messenger RNA of Belonocnema kinseyi, 3411 nucleotides long. Its product is annotated as facilitated trehalose transporter Tret1-like. NCBI's taxonomy places the organism in Eukaryota, Metazoa, Arthropoda, Insecta, Hymenoptera, Cynipidae. The record is from RefSeq and is a predicted model, not a curated record. Gene Ontology annotation, biological process: transmembrane transport. The transcript has 9 exons. The coding region runs from base 546 to 2225 and encodes 559 amino acids. Gene Ontology annotation, molecular function: transmembrane transporter activity. Gene Ontology annotation, cellular component: membrane.